CAGACUCAACUUUAGACUGGCAAAAUGACAGCAGAGACCAGCUGAAACACAGUGACUCAUAUGAUGAAAAUAACUUUCUCUAUCUCAAAAUCCUACACACUAGUAGACUAGUGCCUGGACACAUAUUAAAUUUAUCCUGAGAAACAUUUCACGACCUGAUGUGGGUCAGUUUAGAGCCAGCAGGUGAGGCAGUGAAAAAAGAAAGUGGUGGAUAAGAAGAAAAUAAGAGACACACAGGCCCCCGUGGAAGCUAUAACUAGCUCGUCUUAAUUCAGGUUUAUUCAAUCCUUGGUCCAAUGGACAAGUGGAAGAAACCUAGAAGGAAGUUUUUCUUCAUCUCCAUUGGCAUCAUCAUCUUCACGGUCGUGGUUUUGAACUUCUCUGGGCCAGACAGGGCUUUUCCAGACCCAAUCAGAAACCUGCGUCAGGUUGCAAAAAAAUGCCCCAUAGUCAUAUCUGACCAGACCAUCACCCCUCUAAACUAUACCAAGCACUUGCUGGUGUCAGCAUACAUGGACCACAGGGUGAAAGGCUUUGAUAUACGAAUUAUAAGCAUAUUCAGAAGAGACUCCAUCCAGCCCCUUGACUGUCUUUUGUGCUGCACAGGGCUUUUAUCAAGUACAACAACUCAAGCAAAAAUUAUAGAACACUCAGACAACUUUGGUUUUCCUUUUGUCACCACAGAUGUCUUGUGUCAGAUUCCACAAAACUGCAGUGCUACACAUGUCAGUAUCAUUAAAUCUGGCGACAUGAUGCUGUCCUUGCCGACUUGGCUUCCUAUAAGAAACCAGAAGACUGCGGGGAAGGAAAAGAAGAAGAUACAGUUUGACUUUACUGUCUGCAUCUCCAACCUGUUUGAAUCCAACAACGUACUGCAGUAUGCACAGACUCUGGAGAUGUACAGGCUGCUUGGUGUGGGCAGAGUGGUGAUCUACAACACCAGCUGUGGCCAAGACCUCAACCGCCUGCUGAAGAGCUACAGCGACGAGGGCUUUGUGGAGAUGGUGCCCUGGCCCAUCAACAAGCAUCUAAAUUCAUCUCGGGGCCAGCUCUUCUCGAAGCACGGAGGGGAUGUGUACUACUUUGGCCAGCUGGCCACUCUGAAUGAGUGCAUUUACAGAUCCAUGGACCGCUCUCACUAUGCCCUGUUGCAUGACAUCAAUGAGAUUAUGAUGCCUUACAAACAUAACAGUCUUAAACCUCUGAUGGACAUGCUCCAAAAGCAGCAUCCUAAAGUUGGUGUGUUUCUCGUUGAAAACCACGUCUACACCAAGAAACCCUUUGAGAAAGCGAAACGCACCCCCCUCCCUGAAUGGCCGGGUGUGCCAGGCUUUAAUAUUCUGGCAAACAUGUAUAGAGCAGAGCCUGACAGAUCUGCAGAUUUCCAUCCAUACAAGCUGAUAGUUCAGCCAAGGAUGGUGGCACAGACUUCGGUCCAUUCUGUGCUCAAGAAGGUUGGUGAGCAGUUUAAGAUCCCUCCACAGCUGUGUCAUGUGAUUCACUUUCCUCUGGACACCCCUCACGUUCAGCCGCCUGGUUUGAUCAGCAUGGACAUGAGACUAUGGGACUUUAAUAAGAAGCUGAUCCCAAAUGUGAACAAGGUGCUGAGGAAAGUGGGUCUGUUUGGCUCAAAGGUGCCCAGCUGAUGGAUGAGGUGGUCCAACAGAGAAGAGAUGGAGUCAGUGUUUCUUCACCCCUCAUGGCCCUCUGGGAUCUCUGUCUCGCUCCAAUAAAGUACAUCUAUUCUCUUGAAUCCAUAUUAUUGAUAUUGCUGUAAUAAAAUCAACUUAAUGUUUC
This is a messenger RNA of Notolabrus celidotus (New Zealand spotty), 1797 nucleotides long. RefSeq lists its product as uncharacterized. Lineage: Eukaryota; Metazoa; Chordata; Actinopteri; Labriformes; Labridae. The transcript has 6 exons. The record is from RefSeq and is a predicted model, not a curated record. Bases 297 to 1646 code for a protein of 449 amino acids.